Molecule: messenger RNA, 2394 nt
Organism: Colletotrichum lupini
Lineage: Eukaryota; Fungi; Ascomycota; Sordariomycetes; Glomerellales; Glomerellaceae
Exons: 17
Coding region: 1-2394 (797 amino acids)
Source: RefSeq, a predicted model, not a curated record
AUGGCUCUGUACAGACCACUCUCAGACGCGUUUCUGCCAUGCUGGAUACCUUCUCGCCAAAACCGCACACAUCCAUCACACAGCAUCGAACCGUUCCUAGACCAGCUUGUUGCCACACGGCCAGCGGCGUCCGUCGACAUGUGCCGGCACCAUCCCGGCCGGCCCCCAAUUAUGUUCCAUUGGUCCCUUAGCCUCCCCUUUCGACGCUACCUCCCAGGCAAAGUCUUGUCUACGUCUGUCACAGGCUAUCCUAGCGCAACGACUUACACGAUCCAUGAUCAAACGCUUCUUAUCCACCGUCUAUUUUCCGCUGUUCCCACCUGCGAUAGCCCAUCUUUGCUCUCCAAGGAAGGAAGGGAAAAGACACAAACGGCAGGUUCCACGGGGAUGAAUAUGAAUCCCGAAUCGAACAAGGUCAUGGUCACUGUGUUAAAUGGAGCCGUCGAGCCUGUUGCCAAACAUGGACCAGUGAGCCUGUCUACUUCGAGUAACCCGGAGCGCUGGGUCGGAGUCCUGCGAGACACGAAAGGCUGGUCAAGCUGGCUGGCUGCUGAGAGGCUGGUUGGCGGCCGCAGGCCAAUCGCAGGCGUCAUUUAUGCGACCAUCGAUGAUGCCUCCGAGCAAACGUACAGUACUCAGACAUAUUGGAGGCUGCUACUCCAACUCGCCCCCUCCCCCCAGGGCUUGUCCGCAGAUGCGAGCCGCGAGCGAUUUGAGCUCCGCAAGAAGCGCCGGCUGGCAACAACGUCAAAUCAGAAAAUCAACGUCAGCGAGCCACGAAUUGCCCAGAAUUAUUCUGUAGCGGUGGAUCCUACGCCAGACAUUUGGUGUCGGGGACAGGCCUGCUUGGCCACUCCAUGCUCCAUGUCAAGUCUAUGUACUGCACUCAUCGGCCGCUACCCGUCCUCGGCUGAGAAGACGAGCAAGAAGAAAAGCGAGGCAGAAUACUGCAUGGCUUUCCGAAGCGGCCGAGUCAACAGCAUAUCCCAAAUUUCAGACAGAAGGAAGGUAGGAGGCUACGGAAGGGGUUCCGAACUCUUGUGCACACAGCAGGAUAGAGAUGGAGGGAGAGGAGAUGCGCCUCGGACGAUGCCUGCUUCCUGCUUCGCUUUCUACGCAUAUGACGACGGUCAAGCACUCAGGGAACUCAAAGCGAGCUCAAGCCCGCAGCAAGGAAGGCGGUCAGGUCCUACAAUACUUGCAUGUCUGCUUUCGGGGUCCUGGGCUGGGUGCCUUACCCACGACGUUUACCUCAUGGUGGAGGCAAUGGCACGCUGGCACGGCUGGGAAUGGGAACACGGUGCAGCGAAUACAUGCAGAAGCGGAACAGAAGCAACACCCCACCGACGCCGGUCCACUCCGGAUCCGACGAAUGACAGUUUCGACAAUGGCACCCCCAAGGCCAAAGACGCAGCCAAGUCCAGCGUCGGGGCGCCAGAAUUCGCUCCCGCUCCGGAUGAAUUCACCGUCGCAUGGGGACAUGGCUCCUAUGUAUCCUUGGCUGGCUGGCUGGCGGAAGCAGAGGCUGGCAAAUCUCAAAGCUGCCCACGAACACCGCUCUUUAGCGCCGCAUACCUGGAUCCCAAUUUCGCCGACAUUUCUGACCUGUCUCAGAGGGGAGGACCGUUUGUAACGAGCAACCCAUCGUCACUACGGACACCUCGUUCUUGGGAGGAAAGGCGGUGUGGGACGUUUCUCACGGACACUUUACCUACCACGGCAGACGACCGCCCACGAUCUACAGCAAUUCCGAACAGAUACACAUACUCCCUGGCUCAUCAAGCACGGAACAUGGGCGCGUUUGAGAAGACCGAGGCUUUUCAUUUCGCCUGCAGACUGAUGAACGAGUUGCAGUUGGAAAAGAUCGACUUUGUCCGCAGCCGCGGAAAGCGAAAAACAGCAAACGCAUACUCCGUACUCCGUACACCGAAUGAUAUCCCAAAAUCUCAACACCAAAGUACCGCCGCAAACGGCGCCCCUCAAUACUCGAUGCAUCAUUUCCUCCUUGGAUUGGCAAUGCGCUGUACCAACUUUUCUGCCAUGUUUUCACCCCCAGACUGUGAUUUGACAGGCAACGUGGUCCAGGGCAAUGAGGUGCACAUGGGCUUCGAAGCGUGGCCGCAAGCUACCGGAUCUCUGCUGCACCCUCGAUGGUAUGACCCGCUGUUGACCUACGUGCUGCAUGUGAUGGCCGUGGCCAGAAGCAUCAUAUUGUACGAUUUCCCUCGCCGAUCUUGCUCAUCAAAACCGGCUUGCCACAAUUGUCUCCCCGCCGACCCGGCCAACUGCACGGAGUCCCGAACACUCCUCAUGUUACACGACCCGGCCGAGAUCGCGGAGACGGCUACGGUAACGUCAGCGUUUGUCCACCGUUCGGCCGGUGAACACAGGUAA